Messenger RNA from Aphis gossypii (cotton aphid), 2913 nucleotides. RefSeq lists its product as uncharacterized. NCBI's taxonomy places the organism in Eukaryota, Metazoa, Arthropoda, Insecta, Hemiptera, Aphididae. The transcript is spliced from 2 exons. The coding region runs from base 277 to 1323 and encodes 348 amino acids. The record is from RefSeq and is a predicted model, not a curated record.
CAGCUCAUAUUCGUCAGUUCGUCACAUACCUACCAUUACGUAAAGACGUGUUUAUGUAAUAAUUUUACUUCUGGUAUCUUUUACAUAGAUUUAGUUCAUUUUUAUUUAUUUUUACUCCGUGUUUAAACAAAAUCAAUAUCCCGCUACGAAUUUACGCUCCAAUCGCUCUCCUCGACGUCGAUACAUCAGAACAACCGAGUUGCCGAUUUUUCAAUCAUACGAUUCUCGAGUUUGGCUGCUUUUAAGCCAUAACGCAGAAACAAAGCAAAAACAAUAAUGUUUUCAAAACAAACUCGCAGUAGAAAAGGUAGCGAUAACAGAAAAUUAGCUAGAAAAGGUAAAGAAAAUCGACUAAUGAAUCAACUAUUGUCCAAUGAUAAUUCUGGUAAUACAAAAGUUGAACUUGAUGCGCCUAAAGAUGAACUGGCGCCUAAAAAUGAACUGGCGCCUAAAAAUGAACUGGCGCCUAAAGAUAAACUGGCGCCUAAAAAUGAACUUUCAUCUACAUUUUGGUUCCUAGCUGAAGUUUUCAUGCUUCAGGCAAAUGAAGAAGAUGUAAAGUGGUUAGACAAUUUAAUAAAUGAUGCCGAAAAUAAUGUGGACGGUGGUGUGGAGAAAACACUACGAGCAGCAAACUAUGAGCCUGGUUUAAAUGAAAUUAAUGUGAGACAAAUGUUGGAAUCAAAGCUGAGUACAAAUAAUACACUGGCACUGAAUUCAAGUGAGCUACCCAAUCCAAAUGGUCAUGGGAUUUAUGUAUUAGAAGAUGGCCUGGGGAGGAAAAUAAUAAUUUCAAGAGAAAAUAUGGAAAAAGUUGUGUACAAACACUCAGAUGAAAUAUUUGAUUGGCCUUCUUAUCCAACUGUAUCUACUAAUCAAACUGGAUGUACUGAUCAAACUGGAUGUACUAAUCAAACUGGACAUACUGAUCAAACUGGACAUACUGAUAGAACUGGACAUACUGAUCAAACUGGACAUACUGAAUAUAUAGUACCUGAUCUACCUCCAGAUAUAAAAGUCAAUUAUGAAUUCAUUGUAGGAUUAAUUGAACAUGAUGAUGCACUGAGUCAUUUAAAGGGAAUAAGUUCAGUUCAGCUUAAUGAUCUUUUAAUUCAUUGCCGUACUGAUGGUUGUCUUGAAAUGGCUAAAGCUAAACUAGAAAAAAGGGAUGAAAAGAUUUUAAAGUGUAAAAAGCGAGGCAAUUUCUCUUUAAAAAGAGAAAGAAGAAUUGCAUCAUACUUUGAAUUAUAUCAGGACUUGAGUACAAUAAUGGAAAGAUUCAACACUUUUGUUGUGGAAAAAGAGCAUCCAUUUUUUAAAUAAAAAAUGGAUGCUCAUUUUCUAUGUUUUUCUCAUUUUUCAUUUCCCAUGUUCUCAUUUUCCAUUUUUCUUAUUUUAUUAAAUUAUAUUAAUAUAAUAUAAUAUAAUUAAUUGAUAUUAAUGUUAUGGAAUUAAAUUAUAAGUGGUUUGAUCAAUUUCAUAAUAAGGAUAAUAUAUACUUGGGUUAGUUUUAAUUUUCAAUUACAUUCCUUAAAGUUAUAAUUAAAAUAAUGUAUUACAAAUUUAUAUUUACUCAUCACUAGACACUACUUAAUUACUAUCCCAAAGAAGUUUUAUUUUAUUUCUUAUCUAUACCGACUAUACAUGUAUAUCUAUGUAUUAUACUUAAUAUUACCAAUUAUCUAUCUCUUAUUUUACCAAUCAAUAUUUUUGUAUAAUUUCUUUAAAAAUGGUAGAUAAUAUUAUUGCUUGCUUCAAUUGUAGGUAUCACAACUAUGUAGUAAUUUAUCUGGUAUAUCAUUUAUAUUUUCAAACAGUAUAUUAAUCGAUUUUAGCUAUACAUUAUUAUUUUGACUAAGUUAUAACCAAAUAAUUGUGUGUUUAAUCGUAUGGACUAAGAGUUAUAGCCAGGGUUGGGGUUUUAUAGCAGUUCUAUAACUGAUUUUGAUUCAAAAACAGGUAAAAAUGCAAAAAAAAGUCCAAAAUAACAGCAAUUUUAGCUUAUUCUGCUAUUUUUUAAGCAUUCCAUAAAAAAUAUGCAAUUGCUAUAAAAGCCCAACCAUGGUUAUAACAAUAAUUAAAAAAAAAAUAAAUAGUUUUUAUUAGAUUUAAAAUAUUUUAUCUUUAAAAAUAUGUUUUAUCAAGUAUAACUGUAUUAAAUUUAUUAUUUAAAAUUAAAUUCAUAUCAAUUUAAUAAGAUCACUAAAAUGUAGUCAUUCAUAUUUUGAAAUAUUUUGCCCAUAUUACUUGUAAUAUUACUUAUUAGCAGGCCAAUAUUGGGCUGGCAAGCUACUGAGCAAAACUUGGGUUGCUAAAAAUAUGGGCUAGUUUUGAGUGUUUGGUUGUAUUUUAUUUAUUUUUUUUUGCGAUAUAAAGUACAAACAUUGAUAGAAUAUAUAAUUGAUUUGAAUUAUUUAAACUGUACACUACCUAUAAUUGUUAUCUAACGUUAGAAAUUUUAGACCGAUAUCUUGCCAAUCCGGCACUGCUUACUAGAGAUUAACUACUAAAAAUCUUAAAUAAAAUGUAAAAUGUAAAAAAUAUUUUAUUAUUGUCAUAAUCUGAUCAACGUAUACAAUGUAUUCUUAUGUAUUAAUGCAUCCAGUGGCGUAACUGAGGGCCCGCAGACCCCGCGUUGCGGGGGGGCCCAUGGUAAUUUGGGGCCUUUGGUUAUAGGGUUAUAGGUAUUUGAAUUCUUUGAUAUAACAAUAUGUUAGGGGCCCAUUCUUAACAUUUUUAUUUUAGCGGGGGAGCCCAAGGUUUUUUGUUACGCCACUGAAUGCAUCAACUAUUAUUUUACUUAUAUUUAGAUCAAUUUAGUUAGCACUUAGAAUAGAAGAAAAAAUAUUUAUAUCAUAUUUAGAUCAAUUUAGCUUGUACUUAGAAUAAAAUAAAUAAUAUAUAAUUUUUCAA